AUGUCUGAAGAUGAUAGAAUGAAGCAGUUCCAACAGGAAAACAAGAUAGUGUUUGAUCCUAGCACGCGGUCUGUUUGGGAAAGUCAGGAGAAGAGAGAGCAUGAGUCUUUACCAGGGACCGAUGCCAAUGCAGACGAAGGAGAGAAGGGAUCAGCUACAUCGGGAAUCAUACCUACUCUACAGAAUAUUGUUGCGACAGUAAACUUAGACUGUAGGUUAGACUUAAAGACUGUAGCGCUACACGCACGUAACGCUGAAUACAAUCCUAAACGUUUUGCAGCUGUUAUCAUGCGUAUUAGAGAACCAAAAACAACUGCCCUAAUCUUCGCAUCUGGUAAGAUGGUUGUUACGGGUGCUAAAAGUGAAGAUGACUCGAAGUUGGCUAGUAGAAAGUAUGCGAGAAUUAUUCAAAAGAUUGGGUUCAGUGCCAAAUUCACAGAUUUCAAGAUUCAGAAUAUCGUCGGGUCCUGUGAUGUGAAGUUCCCUAUUCGUUUAGAAGGUUUGGCAUUUAGUCACGGUACUUUCUCGUCAUAUGAACCAGAACUUUUCCCAGGUCUUAUCUAUAGAAUGGUGAAGCCCAAGAUCGUGUUACUAAUUUUCGUCUCGGGAAAAAUUGUGUUGACAGGUGCCAAACAAAGAGAAGAAAUCUAUCAAGCGUUCGAGGCUAUCUAUCCGGUGUUGAGUGAAUUCAGAAAAUUAUAA
Molecule: messenger RNA, 702 nt
Organism: Kluyveromyces marxianus DMKU3-1042
Lineage: Eukaryota; Fungi; Ascomycota; Saccharomycetes; Saccharomycetales; Saccharomycetaceae
Gene: SPT15
Product: TATA-binding protein
Exons: 1
Coding region: 1-702 (233 amino acids)
Biological process (GO): DNA-templated transcription initiation
Molecular function (GO): RNA polymerase II general transcription initiation factor activity; DNA binding
Source: RefSeq, a predicted model, not a curated record